Molecule: messenger RNA, 1062 nt
Organism: Eleginops maclovinus (Patagonian blennie)
Lineage: Eukaryota; Metazoa; Chordata; Actinopteri; Perciformes; Eleginopidae
Gene: faap24
Product: FA core complex associated protein 24
Exons: 4
Coding region: 143-796 (217 amino acids)
Biological process (GO): interstrand cross-link repair
Cellular component (GO): Fanconi anaemia nuclear complex
Molecular function (GO): chromatin binding
Source: RefSeq, a predicted model, not a curated record
AGUGCAGACGAAGAAGACAGUUGGCUGUUUUGGAGGCAUCAGAACAAACAUGUCAGCCAGCUAGCGUUAGCCUUUCUAAACCCGUCUGUAGGGAUACGGUUUCAAUACUCUCUCUAUAUAUGAUAUUAACAGUUGUGAUUUCAUGGAGAUCAAAGCUCCUUCUCUGCUGAAUGCGGUUCCUCCUUACGGACAUGUUAUAACCAGCGAGAAAUGGAGAACUUCGUCCCUUAUUCAAAGCUUAAAGGGUGGAGGAGUGAAAAUCCUCUUUGAGAAGGAGCUGGGUGUGGCAGAUUUCCACCUGCCCAACAGAAGCUGCAUCCUGUACGUGUCAGAGUGCGACAUCAUAGCUGGGAACAGCUACAAGAGGAAGCUGGUCCGCUACAGAAAUACCAGCAGCAGUUUCCAGGAGCUGGUGUUGGUGGAGAACACGCGACUCAGUGAGCAGUACUUCUCCGCCGUGCAGAAGUUUGUUGUGUUCGACCUCGGGCUGACUCUGCUGCCGGUCAGCGGGCAGACCGAGGCCUCGCAGCUCAUCAGUCAGAUCGUCCACGGGGAGGGUCGAGAGAACCCCUUCAGGAGGAGGAGCUCCUCUCGGCUGCUGGACCCGCAGGUCCUGGCUCUGGUGCAGCGUGUCCCCGGGGUCGGCAGGGUCAAGGCUCUGGCGCUGCUGCAGCACUUCUCCAGCAUCCACCAGCUCUGCAACGCCGCCCCCCAGGAGCUGGAGCCCAUCGUGGGUCAGGCUGCAGCUCAGCAAAUCCACAGCUUCUUCCACAAACCCACUGCUGCUGGAACCUGAGGUCUCCCAGUCUGGGGUCUAACGGUUCUUUUGAUACAGAUUCACUUUUUGGCUCUUUUGCUAAAAUGAAUGUCACUUUGCUGGGUUUCUGCCAGAGUACAAACUUGAAUCAAAAAUAAUAUUUGUAUUCUGUUGACCAUUUUCCACCCAUGCAGCUAACGUGGGUGAAAUGUGGAGUUUGAAAGGUGACUUUGCUGUCCUGUAAAUAAUAUUGUGUUUGUUUCUCUGCACUUUUGCAUCCACACAAUAAAUGAAUAUGAUCAGUG